AUGCUCAACAACAGCAGCAAUGCCCGCCGAGAAGUUCUCGCGAUUACUGGCUCCGGCAGGAGCUCGAGCAUUUGUUCGUACAAAGGGUUCAGUCAUUGCUUAAUCAAGAAAUUUGAGCUAGUCUGCCAACAAUCUUUCGUUUUUGCUUUUGCAGGUUUGGUUUCUCAGUGGCUGCUGACGCAUGUGGUCAAGGCAUCGCCGGACCCGCGGUGUCCACAGCCCUCGUGCUGCAGUGCAGGGGCUGAUGAGGGAGCCUGCUGGCGGCAUGGCCUUUGGACCGUUUCAUACUGUUGCGCAUUGGGUGGAGCUGCGGACUGCUACCGUUGGGGUGAGGAUUCCCCGGGCCACGACCUGGUGGUGCACGCAGCACACUCUGGGGUCCAGUGCCGGCACUUAUGCCAGGCUCACGAAACCUGCGGGUACUGGUCGUACAUCGUGAAUGCACCCCAGGUCCCUGAGAAUCUUCGAGGGCAGUGUUUCCUCAAAUCCUCGAGUGCAAGCAGUCGCGCAGAGCGAGCUCAUCCCUUCGUGGUCAGUGGGCACAGGCUUUGCGAGCACUUUGGCGAGGGCCUGUCGUUCACAUCGGCCCAAGGCCGGCUUGGCCUUCAGAUCCCAGCUUGGAGAACAUCGGUCUCUGCAAAUAAGGCAAGCAUGACUGGCAUGCUGCCGGGUUCUGGCAAUGAGGACUGGUUUCGGGAAGCAGCGAAGGUCUUGGAUGAAGUUGGUUUUGUCGUAAUCCUUGACGCGCUGUCAGACGCACAAGCAAAUGAGCUUUUUCAAACAGCACAACAGGUUGCCGAGAAAAUGCUGACCUUGGAUCCUGAGCGCAUUGGGAACCGCGGGCCUCGGCGGUAUAGCUUCGGAGGGGCUUCCCGAACCUUGCACCUCAUGCAUGUGCAGGGCUGGGAACAGCUCUUGGACAAUCAUCACGUUAACCAGCUCCUCUCUGCCUAUUAUGCUGACGGCUUCCUGGCAUGUGGUGGUGGCGGCGACUUUGUUCUGGGUGGUACCAGCACGUAUCAGUCGUUGCACCUGGAUGUUGGUGGGCCUGUGCAUGGUCUGGAAAAGGCUCCUGCAAUCGGCGUCAAUUUCGUCCUGGAGGAUCUGAGCUGCGCGGAUGCACCAAUGAGGGCAGUGCCAUACUCCCACCGCAAUGCCACAGAGCCACCUGACUUGAGUUCCGAGCCGCAGGAGAUGAAGGAUGCCGUGCUUUGCCCCUUACCGCGCGGGAGUGCAUUGGUUCGAGAUCUGAGAGUUUGGCAUGGAGGCACGCCCAGCGGAUCGAGCCUGAUCAGAUUCCUGCCGAACGCAGAGUUCGUUAGCCUCCUCUGGGGCAGCCUCACGUGUGGGAGUGGCGAGAUCCUGGACCCUUGUCAACCAGUGCUCCCGCAGGCUUCUCACGCACGCCUUUCGCCAUUCGCCCGUGCCAUCUCAGAACGCUUGGUGGAUGCCUCCGGCGUCCUGCAACACGCAGGGAAAAGCACUGAUUCCUGGCUGAUCCCGGAUUUCCGUGGGUAUCACCGGCACAAGCAGGAAGCGUAUUGA
This is a messenger RNA of Symbiodinium pilosum, 1545 nucleotides long. The record is from the annotation of a GenBank genome assembly. NCBI's taxonomy places the organism in Eukaryota, Dinophyceae, Suessiales, Symbiodiniaceae.